AUGGCGGCAAUCUGCCAAGGUUGCUUGUGUUUUCAGUGCGUGACGACGUGCUUGCAGAGUUGGGAACAGAUAGUCGGUGCUAAAACCCGUAGAGAUUUGUUACGCAGGUCGGAGAUAGGCAUUAUCGAACGCUGCGGCAGAUAUGAACGGCUGGCGCCGCCCGGAUUGCGAUGUGUCUGUUGGCCGCUAGAGACAGUAGCAGGGCUCUGCGCGGAAAUUGGUCGAUUCGAUAGCCAUAAACUUUGAUUUCCGUGCAGGCGGGACGCAUUAGCCGACGGAUCCAGCAGUUGGACGUAGCCUGCGUGACUCGGCGUCCUGCGAGGGAGUUGCUGCGUCGACGCGCGCACUGUCGAGCACGUCUCAUCGGCACGUCCUGCGCAGGCGAAACAAAGACAAGUGAUAACGUAUUUCUAAACGUGAUCAUAUCCGUACAGUACAAAGUCAAAGAAGAAUAUGUAUAUGAGGCGUUCUACGUGCUCAAUGAUCCAUCGGAGCAGAUCAAGAGCUAUGUGUAUGAUGUAGUGCGGUCGACCUUGCCCUUGUUGACGCUCGAUAAAGCGUUUGAAUCGAAAGAAAUGGUGGCCCAAUCCGUUAAGAGGGAAUUAUCAGGCACUUGCUGCAUCGUCCUAUGGCUCAAGGAACCUCGUCAAAAUUGGCGUUGUGUAGGUGUUAUGAGCGAGUACGGAUUCGUCAUACACAAUGCCCUGGUAACUGAUAUUUCGCCCGACGGUCGGGUCAAGACUGCCAUGAACGAAAUUAAUGCCUCGAAGCGCCUCAAGGAAGCUGCUUUCGAAAAAGCGGAGGGCGUGAUAUAUCAGUGUGCAAACAAAACUCUUUAGGAAAAAGGCACCUUUUCUUUUACCGCUGAUACUUCUAGGAGAAAAUAUUGCUGGUGAAAUCCGCAGAGGCCCAAGCUGAAAGCAAAUAUCUAUCUGGUCAGGCAUGAGCCGCAAUAUUUUAGUUGACCCUGUGGGGCCUUGAGAUUAAUCUCCACCCUUAGGUGUCGGCGUAGCGCGCCAACGAAAAGCGAUCGUCGAUGGCCUGCGGGAUUCGAUAUCGCAGUUCUCUGGUAAUGUCAAAGGGUCGACACCAAAGGAUGUGAUCGAUCUACUUCUCCUGACGCAGUACUUUGACAUGUUGAAAGAGGUGGGAACUCAGCGCGGUACACGUGCAGUCUUCCUCCCAAGAAAGAAGAAGUCCCAGAUUAGUGCUUUUCGCGACGGGUUGUUGCAGGCGCAGGCGGGGAGAAAUUAGUACUGCGCCUAAGGGUGAUGAUCGGAUAAAGGGCCGGACUGCCCGGACCCCACCAUGGGUUUUCGCUCCAUCGCGCCUGUACCUGGGAAUUCGUUCGGGGGGACUCGUGGGGCCCUCUUGUGGGCCGCCUGGGCUCAGAGGGCCUUACAGUGCGGUGGGUUUUGACAGUGUCGGGGCUGAUCGCCCCUUCUGCUUCCAAAAAGACCACCCCCCGCGGGGCUGAUCGCCCCGUCUAGCCCCGAGUUCCCGGAUUUAAGCUACGAAAGGGGGAACUUCGGAAAGUUCAAGUCACAGUUACUAGUAGCCCGGCGUGCCAGUGGACUCCGAUCUCCACUCAGCCUCUG
This is a messenger RNA of Pelagomonas calceolata, 1598 nucleotides long. The record is from the annotation of a GenBank genome assembly. NCBI's taxonomy places the organism in Eukaryota, Pelagophyceae, Pelagomonadales, Pelagomonadaceae.